Staurois parvus is the source of this 304-nucleotide messenger RNA. The record is from the annotation of a GenBank genome assembly. NCBI's taxonomy places the organism in Eukaryota, Metazoa, Chordata, Amphibia, Anura, Ranidae.
CCAUACCAGCGCCAUGAUCAUCUCCAAAUGCCUUACCUGAUCACCACCAUGAUUACUGCCAUACACCAUACCAGUUCCCUGAUCACCGCCAUACUCCAUACCAGCAUCCUGAUCACCACUAUAUCCCAUACUAGUGUUCUGAGAACCCCAUAUGCCAUACCAGCAUUCUGAUCACUGCCAUACCCCAUACCAGUGUUCUGAUCACACCCAUAUCCCAUACCAGUGUCCUGAUCACUGCCAUACCCCAUACCAGCAUCCUGAUCACCGCCAUAUCCCAUACCAGUAUCCUGAUCACUGCCAUACC